AGAAAGUGACUUUGGAGUUUCUCUCUCUCUCCUACCGUUUGGGAUUUAAUUUGCAUCAUCUCUGAUUCUAUUUAAAAAGAAAGCAGCAAGUCAAACCCACACACAACAUGUUGUUGCGCAGAAGGACUUCCACUCCCUGGCUGUGCUAUUAAUGUUAGCAAUCAGGAAAAGCCUUUGGGGGCUGCAGAUUCUCUAGUCUGAUGCUGCUGCCGCUGCCAGUGCUGCGAAGGGUUUUGGUGCAGGGAAUCCAAACUGCUGCCUUUUCCAUCGGCUGAGCUCUUCACAUCUGCAUGUCUCUGCUGCUCUUACACACUCCAUCUUCCACCCUCUCUCCAUGGACUAACUGCUGUUAAGGAAAGCCGAGCCCAACCAAGUGAUCGCUUUUGAGAGGAACACAGAUUGCAUUAUUUAUCAUAUUCUGGUGGAUCUGUUCAGAGGAUAAUCUUUUUUUUUUCUGGGGGGGUGGGGAAGAAAAACAUGACGUCGCCAGCUAAAUUCAAAAAGGAUAAGGAGAUCAUAGCUGAAUAUGACACUCAAGUCAAAGAGAUUCGAGCCCAGCUUAUUGAGCAACUGAAGUGUCUCGAUCAGCAAUGUGAGCUUAGAGUGCAGCUGCUCCAGGAUCUACAAGAUUUCUUCCGCAAGAAGGCAGAGAUUGAGAUGGAUUAUUCCAGGAAUUUAGAGAAGCUGGCUGAACGGUUUCUGGCAAAAACAAGGAGCACCAAAGACCAGCAGUUCAAAAAAGACCAGAAUGUUCUUUCACCAGUCAAUUGCUGGAAUCUUCUCUUAAACCAGGUGAAGCGAGAGAGCAGGGACCAUACCACCUUGAGUGACAUCUAUCUGAAUAAUAUCAUCCCUCGGUUUGUCCAAGUCAGUGAAGACUCUGGACGACUUUUCAAGAAGAGCAAAGAAGUUGGGCAGCAGCUCCAGGAAGACUUGAUGAAGGUCCUGAAUGAACUCUACACGGUGAUGAAGACCUACCAUAUGUACAAUGCAGACAGCAUCAGUGCCCAGAGCAAGCUGAAGGAGGCAGAGAAGCAAGAAGAGAAGCAGAUUGGGAAGUCUGUGAAGCAAGAGGACAAGCAAACACCACGCUCCCCUGAUUCAGCCUCCAGUGUCAAGUUUGAAGAAAAACAUGUCCGACGCAGUUCUGUCAAGAAGAUUGAGAAAAUGAAAGAGAAGCGCCAGGCAAAAUACACAGAAAAUAAACUGAAGGCUAUUAAGGCAAGAAAUGAGUAUCUGCUGGCUCUGGAGGCCACCAAUGCAUCUGUCUUCAAGUAUUAUAUCCAUGACCUGUCUGAUCUCAUUGAUCAGUGCUGUGACCUAGGAUACCAUGCCAGCCUUGGUAGGGCACUCAGGACAUUCUUGUCAGCAGAGCUGAACCUAGAACAGUCAAAGCAUGAAGGCCUAGAUGCCAUUGAGAAUGCUGUGGAGAACUUGGAUGCCAACAGUGACAAGCAGCGCCUCAUGGAGAUGUGCAACAAUGUCUUCUGCCCUCCCAUGAAGUUUGAGUUUCAACCUCACAUGGGUGAUAUGGUGUCCCAGCUGUGUGCCCAGCAGCCAGUGCAGAGUGAGUUGGUACAGAGAUGCCAGCAGCUGCAAUCUAGAUUAUCCACACUGAAGAUUGAAAACGAAGAGGUUAAGAAAACAAUGGAAGCAACACUGCAGACUAUCCAGGAUAUAGUCACCAUUGAGGAUUUUGAUGUCUCAGACUGCUUCCAGUAUAGCAACUCUAUGGAGUCAGUAAAAUCAACAGUCUCUGAAACCUUUAUGAGCAAGCCCAGCAUUGCCAAGAGACGGGCCAAUCAGCAGGAGACAGAACAGUUCUAUUUUACGAAGUUGAAGGAGUAUUUGGAAGGGAGAAACCUCAUCACCAAGCUUCAAGCCAAACAUGACCUUCUUCAGAAGACUCUGGGAGAAAGUCAAAGGACUGACUGCUCUCUUGCCAGCAGACGCAGUUCUACCAUAAGGAAGCAGGAUUCCAGUCAAGCCAUUCCCCUGGUAGUAGAAAGCUGCAUACGAUUCAUUAGCAGACAUGGACUUCAGCAUGAAGGGAUAUUCAGGGUGUCAGGAUCUCAGGUUGAGGUGAAUGAUAUCAAAAAUGCGUUUGAGAGAGGGGAGGAUCCACUGGCAGGAGACCAAAAUGAUCAUGACAUGGAUUCAAUAGCAGGAGUUCUGAAACUCUAUUUUCGAGGGCUGGAGCAUCCUCUCUUCCCCAAGGAAAUCUUCCAUGACCUGAUUGCCUGUGUCACAAUGGAUAAUCUGCAAGAGAGAGCUCUGCACAUCCGAAAAGUCCUUCUGACUUUGCCUAAAACCACUUUGAUUGUAAUGAGAUACCUCUUUGCAUUCCUCAAUCAUUUAUCACAGUUCAGUGAAGAGAACAUGAUGGAUCCUUACAACUUAGCCAUCUGCUUUGGGCCCACACUGAUGUCAGUGCCUGAAGGCCAUGAUCAAGUCUCUUGCCAAGCUCACGUCAAUGAGCUGAUCAAAGCUAUAAUCAUCCAGCAUGAAAAUGUCUUCCCAGGACCAAGGGAGCUGGAAGGCCCUGUGUACACCCGGGGCGGGAGCACCGAGGAUUACUGCGAAAGCCCUCAUGGGGAGACUGCCUCCACAGAAGAUGUCGUUCAGGAUAUGGCCACUGAACACCACACAAGCGAUGAUGAAUGUGAACCCAUUGAAGCAAUAGCCAGAUUCGAUUACAGUGGCCGAACAGCACGUGAGCUGUCCUUUAAGAAGGGAGCGUCUCUCUUGCUUUAUCAUCGGGCCUCUGACGACUGGUGGGAGGGCCGUCAUAAUGGAAUUGAUGGUCUGAUACCCCAUCAGUACAUCGUUGUUCAGGACACGGAGGAUGGCACGUCAGAAAGAUCAAGCCCCAAAUCUGAAGUGGAAGUAAAUUCUGAACCGCCUGAAGAAAAAGUGACAGCCAGAGCUGGUUCCAACUGCCCAAGUGGCAGCCAUGUUGCAGAUAUUUAUCUUGCAAAUAUCAAUAAGCAAAGAAAGAGACCUGAGUCUGGCAGCAUACGAAGAGCUUUCCGUCAGAGUGAUAGUCACGGACUGCCUAGCUCACUGGGAGAGCCGGGCCCACCAGGAGCCAUGGCGACUUCUCGGCCUUCCUCGCAACCCAUCAUGAGCCAAAGUCUUCCAAAGGAGGUGCCAGACACAUGCUCUAUCAGUGGCCAUGGCAGCCUCAACUCCCUCAGCCGACAUGCUUCGCUGAAGAACAGGAUAGACAGCCCCCACAUCCGGAAAAAUGUGACUGCAGGAAGGUCAAAGAGCUUUAACAAUCACCGACCCAUGGACCCUGAAGUCAUUGCACAGGAUAUUGAAGCUACUAUGAACUCUGCUCUGAAUGAACUGCGGGAGCUGGAGAGGCAAAGCAAUGUGAAACACGCACCCGAUGUAGUCCUCGACACCCUGGAGCCCCUGAAAACCUCCCCAGUUGUGGCACCCACGUCAGAGCCUUCCAGCCCUUUGCAUACUCAGAUCCUCAAGGACUCUGAACCAGCUUUCCAGCGAAGUGCCAGUACAGCGAGCGAUAUUCCCUGCGCCUUCAGGCCAGCAAAAUCGGUCAAAAUAGCUGCCCAGGUCAAACCUCCAGCAACCAGACCAAAGCCGGCGGUUUUCCCCAAAACAACCACCUCAAGCCCUGCAGUUUCCUCAGCAUCUCAACAGUCUACUGACAAGUCCUGUACUGUCUGAACUUGAAGUCCUACUGUGAAUAUAUCUCGUUUGUUUGUUUGUUUGUUUUCAGAUGAGGGGAU
Messenger RNA from Euleptes europaea (tarantolino), 3758 nucleotides. It is a transcript of the gene SRGAP2, whose product is annotated as SLIT-ROBO Rho GTPase activating protein 2. Gene Ontology annotation, biological process: negative regulation of cell migration; signal transduction. The transcript has 22 exons. The record is from RefSeq and is a predicted model, not a curated record. Lineage: Eukaryota; Metazoa; Chordata; Lepidosauria; Squamata; Sphaerodactylidae. Bases 478 to 3696 code for a protein of 1072 amino acids. Gene Ontology annotation, cellular component: cytoplasm. Gene Ontology annotation, molecular function: protein binding.